Peromyscus californicus insignis is the source of this 972-nucleotide messenger RNA. RefSeq lists its product as uncharacterized. The record is from RefSeq and is a predicted model, not a curated record. The transcript has 4 exons. NCBI's taxonomy places the organism in Eukaryota, Metazoa, Chordata, Mammalia, Rodentia, Cricetidae. Bases 1 to 972 code for a protein of 323 amino acids.
AUGCGGCGGCAGUGGCGCGUCCCCAGCGGGCAUUUCUGCCUCUCGCCCAACAGGACUUUUGAAGGGUCGCCAAACACGCCCUUGGGGGAUUUGCAGCCUGCUAGGUGCCUUGACCCUUGGCAGGCCUCCCCCUGCCUGCCUAGGCCAAGCACAAAUCGCUGCCUUCCGCAGCCGGAGAUCAAGGCUUCUCCUCCCAGCCGUCGGGGAUCCUUGUUGAAGCCCCAGGAGACUACAGCCUCCAACUGGUGCUUCCAGGGCCCAGUGCACCAGGGCACAGGCUCUCCGGUGGCCUUUCUGCCCACCUUCCUUUUGGAGUCCGCAGAGCCCGGGGGAACCAGGGCGCGGGGGUCAGCGUUCGGGCAAAUCCUGUCACUCCAGAAAUCCAUUGAUCUCGGAGCUCCCCGCGCUCUGGUCGAACCCAACCUCGGCCCCAGGUCCUGGCCCCUGACCGGUUCCUUGCCCCCAGCGGCUUCCACCCGCAACAGUUGGACCCAGCAAUCCAGAUUCCCGCGUCCGAGGACUGUGCCCAGCCUGGCCGGGCCACCGCGACAGACGAAGAGAAGGAGACUCCGCGACCCUAGGGACAAACGCCUUGGGCUCUCCACCCGCGUCCUUCCCUCGCGCCCGCGGCUGGUCUGUCUCCCAAGACUGUCUCUCCUCGCCUCCUUUGCCACCGAGUCCACAACGCCGGUCGGGCUCUCGAGGGUCCUGGUCCCCCUGGCCUCUGACUCCCCGAACUGGCCGUACAGUCUCGGGUGUCCCGCGUCUGUCUCCACCGUCCUUGCCCGCGCGGCGCCAGAGCCGCUUAAGUUGCCUGCGAAGUUGGCGCCCCCUCCCCCCCGCUCGCCGCCAGCCCCCAGCCGCCACUCACCCGGGAAGGGGCUCUGCACCUACGCCCAGAGCCCGGGCCGCCUCCCGUGCGAUGCUCGUGCCGCCGAGCUGGCACGCUGGCUUGAGGAUGGCGCGGCCUGA